UUAUUUUCGUUGAGAAAAGGAAAUCCAAUAUAUUCAAUUCGGGUGCGUUUCGUUCGGGAAUAUUUCGGUUUUGGCAGUUUAGAUAAAGUGUUUAGACAACGAGCAUUUAUUGUGCAACGAAAGUGAAUUCACCUAUACGAAGUGCUUUAUUCUAAAUAACGAAAUCGAUCCGAACGAAAACGGAACCAAAUUGAAUAAAUUCAAAGCAAUCCAAAGCAACGAAGACGAAACGAGGAUAGAAUAGAACCGCGGCGUUCCGGGUUGCAAUUAGUUCGAAUUUAGAGUUAAAAGCGAAAUAAAAAUUCAAUAAAGUUCAACAGAAAUUUUCAUACAAAUUAAUUCAAAGCAACAAAAAAAAAAAUCAAAUAUAAACUUAAAAUGGCAGCAUUACAACAACGUAAACUUGUUCACAAGCAAUUCAACUCACCAAUGGGAUUGUAUUCAGCACAGAAUGUGAAGGAGACUCUUGAUAGAGAACUCAAAGCAUUUGGCCAAGAUGGGAUUGAAGUAGAUGAGACGCUCCUUAAGCCAUCCAACUUGGCUAACUCGGCCGUCUUAAGGGCGCUCGAGGAAGAAGAAAAUGAGCAACAAGGUGUCCUCCACAAGAAACAAGACACAAAUAAUAAAAAUACCCGUGAAAGUCGUCCACGUCAGCGUAUCAUUGUUGACCGUGAUACAGUUUUAAAAAUAAAUCGCCGUGGAUCACGUCAUCGCAGUCGAGACCACAGCUGGCCCCCACCACCACCUCAAGAUCGAUCACGAAGUGCCUCCGCCGAACAUCAUUUCGAUGAGAAAAUAUGCCACCAACAUAGAAUCGAUAAUAUAGCUAAAAAAUUCGACCAUCCCGAUGAUAAUCUAGAGGGUAGAAUAACUCCUCAACAUUAUAAAUCAACUGAUUCCCUAAAUUGCAAUAUAACCACCCACAAGAUAAAUGAACGUCGUUCACGAACACCCGAAUGGCGCCCAACGCCAACCCACCACAACAAAGUUGCCGAAAUAACUUUCCAAGUUCAUGUGGGUAUUGUCGAACCAAAGAAACAGUUUUUCGAAGAAAUUGCUGCCACAGAAAGUCAUCAUGAACCAACAUCUUCCUCCUCCUCCUCAUACUGGGAUAAAGUUGCCGAAUCCCGUUACCAACCAUGCAAACCAGCAUCGCACUUCAUAGAUCGCCCACAAACUGCAUCAUUGGAUCGUUAUAGUAGCAACAAACGCCAAAACAAACUGCCACCCUUAAAACCACGCAGUCAUAGCAGUACAUUACCCACCAGUACUAGGUCAUCAUGCAACAAAUCACCAUCACUGGGAAGGGAAAUAAAAUCAAAAUCACCCACUGACAUAGCCACAACUAUUUGGCCAUCAUCAUUGUCGUUGAUAUCAUCGUCAGCGUCGUCAUCAGAUAGAAAGUCAGUUACCAUAAAAUUGUCACCAUCCCAACUACAACUGAACAGCAGCAGCAAUGAUGGCAAUCAAAUUAAUUACGAUCCUAUUUCCAUGAAUAAUAAUAAUAAUCAUUGGGAUCACAGGAAAUCACAGACUUCAGCGAAACAGCCUGCCAAGCCAGCAGCUCCUCGUAUAAUUGACUGCAGUUCUCUGACAAAAAAAAACUACAGUACUACUAAUCCCACCCUGAGGAAUUCAACAGCAAAACCAUCAGCAGAGGCAAAUUUAAAUAAUGACGAACAACAGCAGCAGCAUCAAAAACACAAACAACACUUUCAUCCAUCAACGAAAAGUUAUGAUGGCAAUUUACCCACAAUAACCAAGGCCACCAUCAGCAGUCAAAUUGGUAGUUGCAAUAGCAGCAGUGGCAGUGGCAGUGGUGAUGCAAUAACCAAUGUCAAAUUAAAUGCCACAACAACUGUCAAACCACAAUUAAAUGCGAAUCUAAAUUCAAAAUCAGAUGUCAAACCGAAAUCCGAUGUUGCAAAAGAUACUACUACUUCGACUUGCGUCAGGUCAAUUGAUUUGAUUGAUGACACAAACCAAGGUGCCAUGAAAGCAGCCGGUUCAACACAUCCAACCAAUACGAGUGAUGAAAAAUUACAUUGCAAACAAGAAAAUAUCGUCAGCACAUUAUUGUCAAGACCGCAGCAAGUCUCUACGUUAUCAUCCUCGUCUUGCUCCAGCAACAAGACAAUAACAAGAAAUGAAAACAAAUUUCAAAAAGAUACAAUAUCUACUAGUAGCAGCAGCAUAAGGAUUCAACCCAUUAAUGGUGACAAAUACCGGAGGGCUGAUAGUAAAGAUACUGCUUCUGUUACAACUAAAGUUCCCAUAGUGGAUAGUAAUGGCAACAAAUCUCCAUCAGAAUGUAAGACAAAGCACGAACGUCGAAAGGGUAUUUACUAUACCGAUGGGGAAUAUCUAUUUGGUCCAUUUGGUACUACUGAAGACGAUGAAGACGAAGAAGAACAAGAGGACAAACUUCAGACACCACCCAAAGUCACUGUGAUACCAAUCGAAAUUGAGGGAAAAGCAGCAUCGCUGCCGCCACCCUCAACUACUACAUUGUCCUCCUCAAAUAAUGGAAUUGAAAUAUCCAACCUGGAGUCAAAGUGCGGCAAAAUCCAAAAGUCAAUCACCGAAGACCUGAGGCAAAUCGAUAGAUACAUGGAACAAGCAAAGAUGGCAUUGAAUCGAUUGCAAGUUGAACACAAGAUAGAAUUGCUACCAACAAUAUCACCGAUACCAUCACCAACACUACCAAUAGUGAUUCCAUCGAAAGUUAUGAUAGUUGAGACACCCCUGCAGGCAAUGAUAAGACGUGUCUUUCACAAACUACCUCAUCGUCGCACCCCAUCACCCAUUGCAUUCAACAGUAGCAACAAUUUUAUGACAUCGACAACUUCGAUAACUCGAGUGGAAAAUGUGCCAGUAGUUGAGAAGGCACUUUUCGAUUUAUCGAAUUUGACAGCGGUUUUGGCGCGAGGUAGUGAUGGCAAUCGGGUGUUGUCUCCGGUGAUGUUAUCGAUUCCAUCAAGACAACCAACGCCACCUAGUGUGGUGGUGGUUGAUGAUGAAGUAAGCGAUGAAACCGCUACUGCUACUAGCGCCGCCACUGCCCGUAGUCAAAGUAGUUUAUCGGAAGCGACUACGGUUACGGCAGCAAAUAGUCCAUUUACCGUUACAGAUGAAGAGUUGCCGCCAUCGUCGUCGUCUAAUCAAAUGCAACAGGAGAAAGAGAUAAUUCAGAGUAAAAACAUCCUUGCCGGGUAUUUAAUAACAAAAAAGGAUCAAGAGGACUUAAUGGCUAAAGCUAAGGCUGCUUCUCCUUCAUCACCCUCGCCGUCACCAUCAUCGUCGUCAGGAAAACCACAAAGCAAAAUUGCAAAUACACCAACAAUAAGUCACAACGUAUUGGCAACGUUGAACGAUAAUCGAGGAUAUGGAGUGGAAAAUGUCACAGGACACUCUUGUUCCAUUACGAAAAAGGACAACGAUAGUCGAUGGCAGGUGCAAUUAGCUAACAGUAGCAGCACAAAGCCAAUGCCAAUGCCGAAAACCAACGUACAACAACCACAUAGCAAUGAGGAGCAACAAAAUUCGAUAAAUAACAGAGACUGCACUCCUCGCAGGACACCCUCAAUCGAUGGUGAUGCACCACCUCCACCACCGCCUCCUCCGCCACCACCACCACCAAUUCAACAAUCGACAACGGUACCAUGGAGAACUAGGAAGACUACUAUGUCACCUGUAAAUAAUUUGAAAUAUCGUGUGAACGGACUUUAUGGUCACGAUGUGGGCCUAGUGACACCGGCAGUUGGAGCCAAUAAUGAUGCUGUUUCUUCUGUUGUUCAUGAUGCUGGCCCAACAAAAACAACAACAACACAAACAUCAUCAUCAUCGGUCUCGUCCUCUGAACGAACAGGUCGUGCUAGAAAUCGUAAAUCUGACGAAGGACCAAACAAGGUGAGGAGCUUGUCACAACCACCACCGUUUGAGUAUUUGAUUGAAUCGGUGCCAUCGUUGCAAUCGACGACAACAAGUACAAUCGAUUUGGUUGGUGACUUUGGUGAUGAUAAUCAUCAUACCGACUAUGACGACGAUGCUGACAAUCAUCGCAAGUAUCAUAAUGUAUCGCCGUGCUUAUAUUUUCCAGGACCUUUUCAUCCUACUACAGGUUAUAAACGUGUUGCCUGGCCACCCGUAGCGGAAGGUAGAACAGUAAGAGAAUUCACUCCGCAACCUGUGACACAACCACCAUAUCCGCAUCAGCAACACCAGCAACAACAACAACAACAAGCACAUCAACCACCACUUCAACAGUCAAACUAUCAAAGGCCUGGAGCAUCCCCAGUUCCGGCAGCUAACCAGGGUGGUCAUUAUCAUCCAAUUCAACAAGAGCAACAACAAUCUUCACCGCCAUCACAGCAACAUAAUCCCCAGGAGCCAUACUAUUUGCAGCAGAGACCCUCCCAAGCACCAGCACCUGGCAAUGCCAGUUCUACUGUUUCCUUUAGAGGUGGAAUAGCUAGUCCAGUUUACAAUACACCAAAACCUAAUCCCCAGCAACAAUUCCAACAACAACACCAAAACCAACACCCAUCCCAAUCCCAACCUCAAUCUUAUCAGCAACAACAACACCAGCAUUAUCAAGCACCCUCUACGCCGGAGCCACAACAGCAUUAUCAACCAUCACAGGUUGAUAACCAGCACCUUGAUGAACCAAACCGUGGCCGUUGGGGUCACGUUGCAUCGCCAGUACCUCAGCGUACUGGAUACGUUCAGAACUAUCAACCUGCUCAAAGACAGGUCUCUCAAGCACCCCCACAAUUCGAAUCCGAACCGCACUAUGGAUCUCAACAGCAGCAGAACCAUUAUGGGGCAUCAUCUGUACCACAAGUGAAUCAGAGUUACGAUCGCCAACCAUCCUGCGGACCUCCUCAACACCAGAAUAAUUUUGCUCCUGCUCCUUAUGCUCCUGCUACUGCUGUUCCACAGCAGUACUAUCAGGCGCACCAACAACCCCAACCGCAGCAAUAUAGUCAGACAUCUCAACCAAUUGACAACCAUUAUAAUUACUAUUCACAGCAAACCGAGCCGCAACAGUACCAACAACACCAACAAUUGCAACAGCAGCAGUACCGCGGUGAGAGUCCUGGUAUUAUAACAUUGCGCAAGGAAGCCCCGAUCACCCAGCAACCAGCGCCAGUUUAUACAUCACAACCAGCCGCCGCUAGCUACAGAGGAGGCUCAAGCAUGCGUGGAGAUCUGAAAUGGCCACCACCAGAAUACAAAGAGCAGGCCGUUGUUGAGAAUGAAGAACGUCGUAGAAUAGCCCAAGGACCAAUCUGCCGGCCAAGACGUAUCAAUAAGGACUAUACUCAGUUCUUCGCCAAAAAUGCUCUCAGCCACCACUAUCCGAGCUACAAAACUCCACCUGGCACUCAGCACAUUUAUAGCAGCUAUUAAAAACGGACAACGAUUUUAUUGACGACAAACAAAUGACUUAUUCUUAAUCUAACAACUAACAAAAACAAAAAACGAAAUAAUUCUAACCCCAAAAUGCAAAGAACAAAAAAUACAAAAAAAAAAUAUAAAAUCCCGAAUACUAACCAACUUACAUUUUCAAUACAUAAAAUGUUUUUAGUCUUUCGUUAUGGUAAAUUUUUUUGUUUAAGGACAAUGCCUUUGAUGAAUUGUAUGCUGAAUUUUUGUAUCACAAGGAAAUGGGCCUUUUUUAAGGUUAAACAAUAAAUAUUUCUUUACAAGGAUCUUGAUAAUUCCGCUUCUCAUCACGGUAAUUCUAAAAUAGUAAGAACAUCUACUAAAAAAAGUAAGCGCAAAUAUCGACGUCCUUUGAUGAAAUAUAAACACCCUAAAUUUCUGAAUGUAACAAUCACCAGCAUAGGACUCAUCCGAAGUCAUUCGAAUUAACAAAAAAAAAAGUUAAAUAUAAUUAAAUUAUUAUUAUAUCUUCAUUAGUUUAAAGUAUAUAAAAUUAUAUAGCAAUAUAUACUUUUUCAUAAAAAAAAAAUAUAUAAAUAUUAUUUAUAUAAAUUUAUUUAUUAUUAUUAUAAUUUAUUUAACCAGUCAUAUAUAUAUAUCUAUAUUUUUUGAGUGUAUUUUACUAAUAACUUUAGUUUGUUAUAUAAUUUUUUGUUGUUGCAUAGUGAAAAAAAAUAUAAAAAAACCAAAAAAAAAAGUAGCUAAAAACGAAUAUAGAUACAUAACGAGCUUUAAAUAAAACAUAAAAUCGAAUUAACCAAACAUAAUGAAAAAAAAAACACAAUUUUAAAAAGUAAAGUAGAUAAAAUAUAAUAAAUAAUUGAUAUAGCCCUUUCUUAAAAAAAAUAAUAAACAUCUUAAUUAGCACCAAUAUACAACUUAAUUAAACACCAAUAAGUUGAACAACUCUGGUAUUAAAGUUAAAAAAAAAAAAUAGAUGAAUAAAAAUCAGAGAUUGUUGUAUCUACACCAUCGACUUCGAAUGAAUUAUUUUUUUUUUAAGUGAAUUUAAAAUCGAAGAAAACGAAAAUAUAUUUUUUUCAUCUUAUUUUUAUUAUUUUUGACAUUUCAUUUAUAUUACAAUAUAAACAUAAAAUCAAAUAAACGAAAAACGAUUGUCCGUUAAAAAUGGGGGGCUAACUCUCAUAUUUAUUGAAAAUUUGUUGAUACCUAAUUUCGGUAUAAAUGAAAUAAGAAGUAAAAUAGAAGAGAAAAAAAAUAAUAAAUAAAAAAAAAAAAACAGCUUUGUGCCAUUUUGAGUUGAAUUCAAAAUAAAAUCAAACAUCAUCACGAAAAUUAAUAUUAAACAAAAUUAUAUAUUAAAUUUAACAAUUGUGAAUAAGCAUUUGUUUAAUUUAGGCUUAUAAUAUCGAAGCCAAAUUUUAACAUCUUAUAUAAAUGAAUUUCUGUUGUUCUUUGUUGUAAUAAAUGUGAAGUUGUAAGCUGAUUA
This is a messenger RNA of Episyrphus balteatus (marmalade hoverfly), 6898 nucleotides long. Its product is annotated as protein split ends. The transcript is spliced from 10 exons. Bases 379 to 5412 code for a protein of 1677 amino acids. NCBI's taxonomy places the organism in Eukaryota, Metazoa, Arthropoda, Insecta, Diptera, Syrphidae. The record is from RefSeq and is a predicted model, not a curated record.